Messenger RNA from Penicilliopsis zonata CBS 506.65, 3099 nucleotides. RefSeq lists its product as hypothetical. NCBI's taxonomy places the organism in Eukaryota, Fungi, Ascomycota, Eurotiomycetes, Eurotiales, Aspergillaceae. The transcript has 3 exons. The record is from RefSeq and is a predicted model, not a curated record. The coding region runs from base 1 to 3099 and encodes 1032 amino acids. Gene Ontology annotation, molecular function: protein binding.
AUGCCGAAGAGAGCGCCUCGAAUCUCAGAUGAAGUAUGGGAACGACACAAAGAGGAGAUUAUCGCGCUGUACUCUGCGUCAAACUUGACUCUGGAGCAGACGAGAGUCCGGAUGGAAUCGAACCAUGGUUUCCAGGCGAGCCAGAACCAGUAUACUAAACGGUUAAAGGACUGGGGAGUCACCAAGAAUUCCCCGACAAAUAUAUGGCCGACAGUCAAUGCGAAGAUGAAGAAACGAAAGCGUGAGGAGGGCAAGGACAGCGAAGUCUCGCUUCAUCAUAAACCACUGUCGAGCAAGAAGGUGCAAAAGGAGAUUGCACGCCAUGUCACCUUCACACAGACACUUGGAAACUUGGAGUCUGCACCAACCCCCGAGGGAGUGACCAUUUCCACUCCGGCAUGUAUUUCAAUUCCUGGAUAUCGUGAGGUCUAUACGAAGAAUCUGCCCUCGCUGCGAUUGAGAGAUGAGGUUCUAUCCAAUUUUCAGAAUAUGCUGAAACAUAAAGAUUCUGAUUCUGGGUCCCUCUUCAUAUGGCACGGAUAUCACAACCCAUCAGACAACGGUCGUGGCUCGACAAAGACUGUGGGCCUUCCGGAUUCAUCAAGCUGGGAACUUGAACGAAUACAACGCCUUCAAUGCUAUGUGGAAAAGGUCUCUGGCUCAACUGAAGAAUGGCAGAAAUGGGUGGCGUUCCACAGUUCAAACUGGAUCCAGGGAGCAUGGGACAAUCGGGAUUCUCCGUCGACCCUGGCAUCCAAUAUCACCUCUUUGGUUUUCAUGCUCGCCAACAAUAUCCUUUUGGAUGAUGAGAUCGGCAGAAUCGCCAGUUUCCUUCGGGCAAAUAACGCGCUCACUCUUCUCGUUGAUUUCUGUCUUUCGACAUCACCUUUGGCCAGAAUCUUCGGGAAAAGACUCUUCAUUGGUGCUGUCAAAUCAAAAGACUGUGCAACUGUUCAACGACUUAUCGAAGGAGGAUUCAAUCCAAGCUUGGUGUCCAAAAGCACGGAUCUUCUUGAAAUAGCAGUUGACAACAUGGACUCCCCAAUGGUUGAUUUGUUGUGUAAAGCGGGUGCAAAGUUUCGAGACAAUGAAUAUGCAUCGCUGCUUACUAAACCAUCUUUCUGGGAGCCAGGCAAUUUCAAGAUGGUGCAAACGCUUGUUGCCUUUGGGGCCAUUACGGAAUUAUCUCUCAAGAACGCCGGCCAUCAAGGGUCAUCUCUGAUCUAUGCCGCAUCAUCAGGGAGCCUGACCGCUGUACACUUGCUGCUAUGCAAGGGUGCAAACGUCAAUGCCUAUAUAUCCGACAAAUAUGGUACAGCACUGCAGGCUGCAGCUGCAGGAGGCCAUCUAGAGCUGGUUGAAAUGCUUAUUGAAUCGGGGGCCGACGUCAAUGCCCCUGAUGGUCCUGGAUAUGACCGGGAACCCUCAACCUACUUUGACCACUCUGGAAAGAUCGCCAUGCAAACGUCAAUACAGACUGCCGCCGAACAAAACAAUAUCCAGCUGGUUCAAACCUUGUUAGUAAAUGGGGCAUCUCCGAAUUCUUGCCCCAGGCCUACCCGGUACUGCCAUCCGAUAAACCCCUGGUCCCUGAGAAGUUCUCUCCAAUACGCGGCUACAAAUGAGAAUCCCGAGCUUCUGGCUCUGCUCCUCUCAUAUGGGGCUCAGCCAGACCCCGAUGUCGGAAUGUCUUAUGGCCAUACAGCCCUCCAGAUAGCAGCCGGAGUGGGAAAUGAAAGAAUUGUUUCAUUACUGCUUGACGCCGGAGCCGAUGUGAAUGCUCCUCCUCAUAAACCCAAUGACAAAACAGUGAUUGAAAUAGCACUUGGAAAAGGUCACUAUGCUAUUGCGGACAUUUUGGCCCGGCAUGCUGCACUGCGGGGAACCCCUACUAUGGAUCCAAGAGAAUUCGAUGACCCGCAGGCUGCAGCGUUGAAAGAUGACGGAAGGAUUGGUCUUCUGCAUGCAAUUUAUGACGAGAACCUCACGAUUCUGGAAACUUUAAUCCAAAAUGGUGCAGAUGUUGAUCCUUUGGUGGACUAUUUCGAAGAGACUCCGCUCUAUCAAGCUAUCAAGGACGGUUGGUUUGAUGGGGUAAAGUGUCUAUUGGAACAUGGUGCUCAAGUGAAUAAGUAUGCCCCGACCUUCGAUGAUGUUCUUGCGCCCGACAGUGCGUUGGCACUGGCAAUUCAAGGAAAUUUCGAGGAAAUAGUGGAGUUGCUCCUGGGCUAUGGCGCCGAUGUAACCGGUCACAGCAAAUAUGGCCCAUCCAGCGCUCUGAAUUAUGCACUAUGCCUUUUUGACAACGAGGAGAUCAUCAGCCAGCUUCUGAACACCGACGGGGUCUUGACAGUCACACAUCUCGAUCUACCACCUCUUGCAGUGGCUACGUUCCAAUGUCAGGAUAAGGCAAUCCUUGAGCUCAUCCUUGACGAGAUGGUAGCUCUCCCAAAAUCAUUACGGGAUGAGCACAUCCAAAUUGCAUGGGACAUACUACUAGCCAAUGAAGACCGGGUCAAUUACUACUGGCUCCAUGAUAUGGGAGCCAUAGACGUCUUGCUGAAGAAUGGCGCCGAUAUCAAUUCACGACACCAUGAUGACAAAACAACAGUUCUAACUCGAGGCAUCCGGGCACCAGCUGAAUGUAUUUUGGAUCUGAUUGAGAAUGGAGCUGAUGUGAAUACACCUGCCACGGAAAAUAACGGAACACCCCUUCAAGAAGCAAUGCAAUGGGGUAACUGGGAUACCAUCAACCUACUGCUGGAGCACGGUACGGAUAUAAAUGCGCCACCAGCAAGAAACGGCGGUCGGACAGCUCUCCAGGCAGCUGCAAUUCACGGCUACGUCGCCAUCGCCAUCACACUCCUGCAACGAGGUGCAGUGGUUGAUGAGCCAGCAGCUCCAAUUGGUGGGAUAACAGCCAUUGACGCAGCUGCCAAAUAUGGCCAGUUGGACAUGCUACAAUUAUUGCUCAAUGAAUAUCGUGGGUCCGAGGAUAUACAGGUUGUUUGCAGAAGGGCAGCGGUUUUUGCGGACGAGAAAGGACAUGUGGAAAUUGCCGAGUGGCUGAGGGGAUAUCCUGAUGCUUCACUCUGGUAG